AUGCCAUACCCAGACCGCAAAUACAUCUACGAUGUUUUCCGCAACUUUUGCAAUCCUCCUGAGGGAACCGAGAAGUUUUUCGAUUAUGUCGACGACAACGUGCACUGGCAGGUGACCGGCCAGCACCGCUUCUCCGGCACCUGGACGACCAAAAAUAACUACUACAAUGCGACCUGGGCCAACAUCAACCUUCUACUGGCCGAGCCGGGCUACAAACUCGAAGUUCCCGGUGGCGAGUCUGGCGUCAUUGUUGGCCAGGAUGGCUGGUCCGUCAUCGAAAUGAAGACUGUCGACACCAAGACCAAGAGCGGCGUCCCCUACAACCAGCACUAUUCAUGGCACUGUCGCUGGAACGAGGGAGGGAAAAUUGUUGAGGCCAAGGCGUUUUUGGAUGCUGAUCUCUUGGAGAAAGUGUUUGGUGGUGAGCAGCUCAAGUUGGGGCUUGCGACUGCUUAG
Penicillium expansum is the source of this 456-nucleotide messenger RNA. Its product is annotated as nuclear transport factor 2 family protein. The transcript has a single exon. NCBI's taxonomy places the organism in Eukaryota, Fungi, Ascomycota, Eurotiomycetes, Eurotiales, Aspergillaceae. The coding region runs from base 1 to 456 and encodes 151 amino acids. The record is from RefSeq and is a predicted model, not a curated record.